Messenger RNA from Knipowitschia caucasica, 207 nucleotides. The record is from the annotation of a GenBank genome assembly. NCBI's taxonomy places the organism in Eukaryota, Metazoa, Chordata, Actinopteri, Gobiiformes, Gobiidae.
AUGUAUCCAUCCCCUCACACUCAAGACGAUCACAUUAACUGCCAGCGUAAGAGCUGUUCAAGCCAUUCACUGUUUGGGACACAUUUGUUAAGAGGUCUCAUCAAAGUCGAAUGUCGAUCUGCAUUAGACUUUGGUAAAGAGACAUUCAUCAUGGCGGGCAGGUUCAGUAUUCGCUGCUCUCCCAGGAAGCCCCUGUCUAAUUCUUGA